Molecule: messenger RNA, 2067 nt
Organism: Trichoderma atroviride IMI 206040
Lineage: Eukaryota; Fungi; Ascomycota; Sordariomycetes; Hypocreales; Hypocreaceae
Biological process (GO): DNA-templated transcription; regulation of DNA-templated transcription
Molecular function (GO): DNA binding; zinc ion binding; DNA-binding transcription factor activity, RNA polymerase II-specific
Source: RefSeq, a predicted model, not a curated record
CCAUCUGUCCAUCUAUAUAUCAAUCAAACAAACGAUUACGCCACCAUGGACGGGAGCGAUCCGCUCGCCGCCUCAUCCUCAGCCCGGUCUACGCCCGCGUCCCAGCCAAAGAAAAAGGCCCGUCGAGGAACCGACUCGGCAAGCCAGAAGCGAAGAUGCAUCAGCACCGCCUGCGUUGCCUGUCGCCGGCGCAAGUCCAAGUGCGAUGGCGCGCUGCCGAGCUGUGCCGCCUGUGCCAGCGUCUACGGCACUGAAUGCGUCUACAACCCGAAUUCCGACCAUCGCCGCAAGGGAGUGUACCGAGAAAAGAUUGACAGCAUGAAGGCCCAGAACUCGACGCUGCAAAUCAUCGUUGAAGCAAUCCUAAACGCCAACGAAGACGAGGUCCCCGAAGUCGUCAACAAGAUCCGGACAUGCGACAACCUCGACACCGUGGCCCAGGAGCUCUUGGCCAUGAGCUCUGAAGUCAAGGAAGAAGAUUUCGACGAUGAGACUGACCAUAGUGCCAUGUCCUUCUUGCCCGUGCAAGGAGAACGGGAGCUGGCUGGGAAAAUGGGAGAGCUGCGCCUGGAAAAUGGCUCACUGCGCUUCAUUGGCGGCACCUCUCAUCUCAUCUAUCUGGGCGACCCUCACCACGACGACCUCACCUAUGACUCGCCUUCAGAGCCGGGGACCUUCAACGAGAACCCCGUCACCUCCUGGACCCGCGUCACCACCGACCCACGCCUCAUCAUGCACCUGAUGAAUAUGUAUUUCAAUUAUCACUAUCCCUACUUCACCACGCUUUCGAGAAAGCUCUUUUGGCGCGAUUUCAUGAGGGGCAAAGCAAGGCUUCUGCCAGGCACGGUAUAUUGUUCCUCGCUACUCGUCAACGCAAUGCUGGCGCUAGGUUGUCAUUUCACCGAUAUCCCAGGCGCGUUUGGCAUACCCGGAGAUAGCAGGACAAAGGGAGACCAUUUCUUUGCCGAGGCUAAACGACUCAUCACCGAGAAUGACGAGUAUGAGAAGCCCCGACUCGUGACCGUACAAGCUCUGGCCCUCAUGUCCGUGAGAGAGGCGGGAUGCGCAAGAGAGGCCAAGGGCUGGGUAUAUAGCGGCAUGAGCUUCAGGAUGGCCCUCGACAUUGGUCUCAACCUCGAGGUGGAUGGAUUGGACAAGGAGCAUAUGACGGAAGAAGAGAUUGACGCUCGGCGCAUCACCUUUUGGGGAUGUUUCUUAUUCGACAAGACUUGGUCCAACUAUUUGGGACGCCUGCCGCAACUCCCUAGACACUCCUUCACUGUCUCCAAAAUCGACGUCUUCCCCGACGAAGACGCUGCGCUAUGGUCGCCAUUUACCGACAAGGGAUUCGACGAAUCACUCGCUCAGCCGUCGAGAACGCGAGCAGCUGCGCUCCACUUGUCAAAGCUGUGUGAAAUCAGCAACGACAUACUUGUCUUCUUCUACCAUCCGAGCCAUAUAAAGAGAGCUAGCAGCAAGUCUCUCGAACUCAAAAGGCUUGGCGAGCUUCAUCAACGACUCGAAGAAUGGCGGAAGGAUCUGCCCAAAGAAUUCGAGCCAAAGGAAGGCUUGCUGCCAAAUGUGAUAUUGAUGCUCUCAUUCUUCCAUCUCCAGUAUAUCCACCUCUUUCGACCAUUCUUGAAAUAUUCGCCAUCCACAUCUCCUCUACCCUCCCACAUAUCUCCAAGGCGAAUAUGCACCGCAAAUGCGGGUGCUAUUUCCAAAUUAAUGAGAUUAUACAAGAAAUCAUGGAAUCUUCGACAAAUUUGCAAUAUUGCGGUCUACAUGAUUCACAGCGCAUGCACAAUCCAUCUGCUCAACCUCCCGGAGAAGACUGCCAAGAGAGACCUCAAUCAUGGUCUUCGACAUCUGGAAGAAAUUGCCGAAGAUUGGCUCUGUGCCAGGCGGACGCUGAGCAUUCUUAGUGUUCUGGCAAGGAAAUGGAGGUGCGAACUACCGGAGGACGCAGAGAUGAUCCUCAAGCGCACAGAUGAAAGAUUUGAAUACUACAGCACAUCUGAAGUUCCAUCGCCUGGAUCGAGCAGCAACGUAGCACCUACAUCGCCG